AUGGGCCUCCCCAACCAGUGGGCACGUUACCUCCGUUGGGAUGCCAGCACGCGCAGUGACCUGAGCUUCCAGUUCAAAACCAAUGUCUCCACGGGGCUGCUCCUCUACUUGGAUGACGGUGGCGUCUGUGACUUUCUCUGCCUCUCGCUGGUGGAUGGCCGGGUACAGCUCCGCUUCAGCAUGGAUUGCGCGGAGACGGCGAUGUUGUCCAACAAGCAGGUGAACGACAGCAGCUGGCACUUCCUCAUGGUGAGCCGUGACCGCCUGCGCACAGUGCUGGUGCUGGACGGCGAGGGCCAGUCCGGCGAGCUGCACGCCCAGCGGCCCUACAUGGAUGUGGUCAGUGACUUGUUCCUUGGUGGAGUCCCAUCCGACAUCCGACCUUCUGCCCUGACUCUGGAUGGAGUACAGGCCAUGCCCGGCUUCAAGGGAUUAAUCCUGGAUCUCAAGUAUGGCAACUCAGAGCCUCGGCUCCUGGGGAGCCAAGGCGUCCAGUUGGAGGCUGAGGGACCCUGCGGUGAGCGUCCUUGUGAAAAUGGUGGGAUCUGCUUCCUCCUGGAUGGCCACCCUACCUGCGACUGUUCUACCACGGGCUACGGUGGCACCCUCUGCUCAGAAGAGGAGCAUCCUCUGUCAACUCCGAUUCAUAUUACUAUGUCAAGUUUGUUGGGGAGCUUGCUCUUCUCCAGAGGAGGAGGAGGAAGAGGAGGAGCAAAGAAAGUGAGAAAGCCAAGCAAGACUCGAGAGGAGAACGUGGCUACUUUCCGAGGUUCAGAAUACCUGUGCUACGACCUGUCCCAGAACCCCAUCCAGAGCAGCAGUGAUGAAAUCACCCUGUCCUUUAAGACCUGGCAGCGCAAUGGGCUCAUCCUGCACACGGGCAAGUCGGCGGACUAUGUCAACCUGGCUCUGAAGGAUGGCGCGGUCUCCUUGGUCAUUAACCUGGGGUCCGGAGCCUUUGAGGCCAUUGUAGAGCCAGUGAAUGGAAAAUUCAAUGACAACGCUUGGCACGAUGUCAAAGUGACACGCAACCUCCGGCAGCACUCAGGCAUCGGACACGCUAUGGUGACAAUCUCUGUGGAUGGCAUCCUCACCACAACGGGCUACACUCAGGAGGAUUACACCAUGCUGGGCUCUGAUGAUUUCUUCUACGUGGGAGGAAGCCCAAGUACAGCUGACUUGCCAGGUUCACCUGUGAGCAACAACUUCAUGGGUUGUCUUAAAGAGGUUGUUUAUAAGAAUAAUGACAUCCGUCUGGAGCUGUCUCGCCUGGCCCGGAUUGGGGACACCAAGAUGAAAAUCUAUGGUGAAGUUGUGUUCAAGUGUGAGAAUGUGGCUACACUAGACCCCAUCAACUUCGAGACCCCAGAGGCUUACAUCAGCUUGCCCAAGUGGAACACCAAACGUAUGGGUUCUAUCUCCUUUGACUUUCGCACCACUGAGCCCAACGGCUUGAUUCUUUUCACUCACGGGAAGCCUCAAGAGAGGAAGGAUGCUCGGAGCCAAAAGAACACAAAAGUCGACUUUUUUGCUGUGGAACUUCUGGAUGGCAACCUGUACUUGCUGCUUGACAUGGGCUCUGGCACCAUCAAGGUGAAGGCCACUCAGAAGAAAGCCAAUGAUGGGGAAUGGUACCACGUGGAUAUUCAGAGAGAUGGCAGAUCAGGUACCAUAUCAGUGAACAGCAGGCGCACGCCAUUCACCGCCAGCGGGGAGAGCGAGAUCCUGGAUCUGGAGGGGGACAUGUACCUAGGCGGCUUGCCGGAGAACCGCGCCGGCCUCAUCCUCCCGACAGAGCUGUGGACAGCCAUGCUCAACUAUGGCUACGUGGGCUGCAUCCGGGACCUGUUCAUCGACGGGCGCAGCAAGAACAUCCGGCAGCUGGCCGAGAUGCAGAAUGCUGCGGGCGUCAAGUCCUCCUGUUCACGAAUGAGCGCCAAGCAGUGUGACAGCUACCCCUGCAAGAACAACGCGGUGUGCAAGGACGGCUGGAACCGCUUCAUCUGCGACUGCACGGGCACGGGCUACUGGGGCAGGACCUGUGAACGGGAGGCAUCUAUCCUGAGCUAUGAUGGCAGCAUGUACAUGAAGAUCAUUAUGCCCAUGGUAAUGCACACCGAGGCAGAGGAUGUGUCCUUUCGCUUCAUGUCCCAGCGAGCUUACGGGCUUCUGGUGGCUACGACUUCCAGGGACUCGGCUGACACUCUGCGCCUGGAGCUGGAUGGGGGGCGCGUCAAGCUCAUGGUUAACUUAGACUGUAUCAGGAUAAACUGUAACUCCAGCAAAGGACCUGAGACCCUGUACGCAGGGCAGAAGCUCAAUGACAAUGAAUGGCACACCGUCCGGGUGGUGCGGAGAGGAAAAAGUCUGAAAUUGACAGUGGACGACGAUGUGGCUGAGGGUACGAUGGUCGGAGACCACACCCGCCUGGAGUUCCACAACAUCGAAACUGGAAUCAUGACCGAGAAGCGGUACAUCUCCGUCGUCCCGUCCAGUUUCAUCGGCCACUUGCAGAGUCUCGUGUUCAACGGCUUGCUCUACAUCGACUUGUGCAAGAACGGCGACAUCGACUACUGUGAGCUGAAGGCGCGCUUUGGUUUGAGGAACAUCAUCGCUGACCCAGUCACCUUCAAGACCAAGAGUAGUUACCUGAGCCUGGCCACCCUCCAGGCCUACACCUCCAUGCACCUCUUCUUCCAGUUCAAGACCACCUCCGCGGACGGCUUCAUCCUCUUUAAUAGUGGUGAUGGCAAUGACUUUAUUGCAGUUGAGCUAGUCAAAGGGUAUAUUCACUACGUGUUUGACCUGGGAAAUGGCCCCAAUGUGAUCAAAGGCAACAGUGAUCGCCCCCUGAAUGACAACCAGUGGCACAAUGUGGUCAUCACUCGGGACAACAGUAACACCCACAGUCUGAAAGUGGACACCAAGGUGGUCACUCAGGUUAUCAACGGAGCCAAAAACCUCGAUCUGAAAGGUGACCUCUACAUGGCUGGCCUAGCCCAAGGCAUGUACAGCAAUCUCCCAAAGCUCGUGGCUUCCCGGGACGGCUUUCAGGGCUGUCUGGCAUCUGUGGACUUGAAUGGGCGCCUUCCAGACCUUAUCAAUGAUGCUCUCCACAGGAGUGGGCAGAUUGAGCGCGGCUGUGAAGGACCUAGUACUACCUGUCAGGAAGACUCAUGUGCCAACCAAGGAGUUUGUAUGCAGCAGUGGGAGGGAUUCACGUGUGACUGCUCAAUGACCUCUUAUUCUGGAAACCAGUGUAAUGACCCUGGUGCUACCUACAUCUUUGGGAAGAGUGGUGGCCUCAUCUUGUACACCUGGCCGGCCAAUGACAGGCCCAGCACACGCUCUGACCGGCUUGCUGUGGGCUUCAGCACCACUGUGAAGGAUGGCAUCUUAGUCCGCAUCGACAGUGCUCCAGGACUCGGUGACUUCCUCCAGCUUCACAUAGAACAGGGGAAAAUUGGAGUUGUCUUCAAUAUUGGCACCGUUGAUAUCUCCAUCAAAGAGGAGAGAACUCCUGUUAAUGACGGCAAAUACCACGUGGUGCGUUUCACCAGGAACGGAGGCAAUGCCACACUCCAGGUGGACAACUGGCCGGUGAAUGAACAUUAUCCUACAGGCAACACUGAUAAUGAACGCUUCCAAAUGGUAAAACAGAAAAUCCCCUUCAAAUAUAACCGGCCCGUAGAAGAGUGGCUACAGGAAAAAGGCCGGCAGCUAACCAUCUUCAACACCCAGGCGCAAAUAGCCAUUGGUGGAAAGGACAAAGGACGCCUCUUCCAAGGCCAACUCUCUGGGCUCUAUUAUGAUGGUCUGAAAGUACUGAACAUGGCAGCUGAGAACAACCCUAAUAUUAAAAUCAAUGGAAGUGUCCGGCUGGUGGGAGAAGUCCCAUCAAUCUUGGGAACAACCCAGACAACCUCCAUGCCACCAGAGAUGUCGACUACGGUCAUGGAAACCACCACCACAAUGGCAACUACCACAACCCGCAAGAAUCGCUCCACAGCCAGCAUUCAGAAAACAACUCAGCCAACAUCAGAUGACCUUGUUUCAUCGGCUGAAUGUUCAAGUGAUGAUGAAGAUUUCGUUGAAUGUGAGCCGAGCACAGGAGGUGAAUUAGUUCUCCCUCUUCUUGUAGAAGACCCUUUAGCUACCCCUGCUAUUGCUACUCGUGUGCCUUCCAUUACACUCCCCCCUACCUUCCGCCCCCUCCUCACCAUUAUUGAGACCACCAAAGAUUCCCUGUCCAUGACCUCUGAGGCGGGGUUACCUUGCUUGUCGGACCAAGGCAGCGAUGGUUGUGAUGAUGAUGGCUUGGUGAUAUCUGGGUAUGGCUCAGGGGAAACCUUUGACUCUAACCUGCCCCCUACUGAUGAUGAAGAUUUUUACACCACCUUCUCCUUGGUAACAGAUAAGAGUCUUUCCACUUCAAUCUUCGAAGGUGGCUACAAAGCACAUGCGCCCAAGUGGGAAUCCAAGGACUUUAGACCUAACAAAGUCUCGGAAACUAGUAGGACUACUACCACAUCUUUGUCCCCUGAGCUGAUCCGCUUCACAGCUUCCUCCUCGUCUGGGAUGGUGCCCAAAUUGCCAGCUGGCAAAAUGAAUAACCGUGAUCUCAAACCCCAGCCUGAUAUAGUCUUGCUUCCGUUGCCCACUGCCUAUGAGCUAGACAGCACCAAACUGAAGAGCCCACUAAUUACUUCCCCCAUGUUCCGUAAUGUGCCCACAGCAAACCCCACGGAGCCGGGAAUCAGACGGGUCCCGGGGGCCUCAGAGGUGAUCCGGGAGUCGAGCAGUACAACAGGGAUGGUCGUCGGCAUUGUGGCUGCUGCCGCCCUCUGCAUCUUGAUCCUCCUGUACGCCAUGUACAAGUACAGGAACAGGGACGAGGGGUCCUACCAAGUGGACGAGACGCGUAACUACAUCAGCAACUCGGCCCAGAGCAAUGGCACUCUCAUGAAGGAGAAGCAGGCCAGCUCCAAGAGCGGCCACAAGAAACAGAAAAACAAGGACAAAGAAUACUACGUGUAAACCGUGCUAACACUGAUCACACAGAAUUAUUUAUUUAUACACAGACGAAUCCUUGGACAAUGAAAGAUAACACAGUGUCGGAACUGUCUCAACUGUUGAGAUGGGGUACAUAGACCAUGACUAUGGUGGGAAAACCAUUUUUAAAAGGACACACACA
Messenger RNA from Dipodomys ordii (Ord's kangaroo rat), 5194 nucleotides. RefSeq names its product neurexin 3 (gene Nrxn3). The transcript is spliced from 26 exons. The record is from RefSeq and is a predicted model, not a curated record. Lineage: Eukaryota; Metazoa; Chordata; Mammalia; Rodentia; Heteromyidae. Bases 1 to 5037 code for a protein of 1678 amino acids.